Molecule: messenger RNA, 1008 nt
Organism: Lodderomyces jiufengensis
Lineage: Eukaryota; Fungi; Ascomycota; Pichiomycetes; Serinales; Debaryomycetaceae
Product: ribonuclease
Exons: 1
Coding region: 1-1008 (335 amino acids)
Biological process (GO): apoptotic DNA fragmentation
Cellular component (GO): mitochondrial inner membrane; nucleus
Molecular function (GO): metal ion binding; single-stranded DNA endonuclease activity; RNA endonuclease activity
Source: RefSeq, a predicted model, not a curated record
AUGUCAAGACUAAUAUUGAAAUCAUCUUUGGGAUUAGGUAGUUUAGGAAUAGCUUCAUAUUUCUGGGGUUUAGGAGGUAAUAAAUCAAAUUCAUCUCCAUCUACACCAUUACCACCAUCAUCAUCACCACCAAAUUCAAAUUCAAAUUUACCAAUAAAACCACCAUCUACACCAACACAACAACAAGUAUUUGAUCCAUCAUCAAUAAAUCCAGAAGCAUUUUUUAAAUAUGGGUUUCCUGGGCCAAUACAUGAUUUAUCACCACAUUCAGAAUUUAUAAGUUGUUAUGAUAGAUCUAAAAGAAAUCCAUAUUGGGUAGUUGAACAUUUAACAAAACAAUCAUUAGCUAAAUCAAUUGAUAAUGGAGAUAGGAAAAAAUCCAUUUUCAAAGAAGAUGAAUCCAUACCUGCAAAAUUUCGUAAUAAAUUACGUGAUUAUUUUAGAUCUGGAUAUGAUAGAGGUCAUCAAGCUCCAGCAGCAGAUGCAAAAUUUAAUCAAUUAGCAAUUGAUGAAACUUUUUUAUUAACUAAUAUAUCCCCACAAGUUGGUGAUGGAUUUAAUCGUGAUUAUUGGAGUCAUUUUGAAGAUUUUAUACGUCGAUUAACCACAAAAUAUGAUGAUAUAAGAGUAAUGACAGGUCCUUUAUAUUUACCUAAAUUAAUGCCAGAUGGGAAAUACCGAGUUUCUUAUGAAGUUAUUGGAUCACCACCAAAUAUAGCUGUCCCUACUCAUUUUUUUAAGUUAGUUGUUGGUGAAAAAAUCGGUGAUAAUCAAAUAAGUUGUGCUGCUUUUGUUUUACCAAAUGAUAUAAUAAAUAAUAAUACUCCAUUAAUACAAUUUCAAGUUCCAAUUGAUGCAUUAGAAAGAUCUUCUGGUUUAGAAUUAUUACAAAAAAUUCCUUAUUAUAAUAAAAAAGAUCUUUGUAAAGAAGUUAAAUGUGAAAUUAUUGUUAGGGAAUUUCCUAAACAAGUUAAUAAUGUUUUAGCAUUACCUUCUGGUGGGAAAUGA